AUGUCCUCCCUUUUAUUCUUAUCCACCUUUCACUUCUUUUUAUCGUCAGAAUGGUUCAUCAUAUUAGCUUUCGUGUUGCGGAUAUGGACAAGACUGUCGAGUUUUAUCUCAAGGCUCUCGGUCCUCUUGGGCUCCUAUGAAAAAUGCCUUGCAUUCCCCGGCGUUCAGUCAAUUGGAUUGAAGCACCACCCGACUAUCUGGUUCCAGCAACUCACACCAGAGGAUACCCGCGGCGUCGUUAAUACCCUCCACAUUGGGAUCCAAGCCAAGGACCACGCUGAAGUUGAUGCAUUCUAUGCGGCUGCCAUUGCCGCGGGAGGCAAAUGCAAUGGACCACCCGGACCUCGCCCUCAAUACACCAAGACCUACUACGGUGCUUUCGUGUUCGACCCGGAAGGAAAUAACCUCGAGGCCAUGUUUAUGGAUCCCGUGAAGGAGGCCGAGGCUAAUGCGGAGGGUUGCACGGCUGCUAAGGCACAGGGGGCCUAGAUUACAUGUUUUUUUUGGAUAUGCAAGGCUUUGUCGACUCCUCGUCUGUGAGGGGUGAAAUGUGAAAGUUAUUGAAGAUUUCAAAUUUUGCAACCGAA
Molecule: messenger RNA, 587 nt
Organism: Tuber melanosporum (Perigord truffle)
Lineage: Eukaryota; Fungi; Ascomycota; Pezizomycetes; Pezizales; Tuberaceae
Exons: 4
Coding region: 1-489 (162 amino acids)
Source: RefSeq, a predicted model, not a curated record